AUGGGCAAGUCCAUCCGUUCAAAGCAAAAGCGAAAGCAUCGCACAGAAUUCCGUAAGACGAUCGGAACGGAUGCCUACAACAAGAACAUGGAACUGACACAGAAGAAUCUCAAGGACUGCAUUGAAAAGCAAUCUACCAGUAUGGAGGGUUUACAGCGUCUAUCCAAGCAAUUGGGAAAUUCCGAAACUCCCACACCCCAAGAUUUUGACUCGAAAAUGGAUGGUGGCGUGGCGGAUGCCUUGGAGACCACCACCGCUCCAGUCAAUACUGAUUUGCUGAGGGGAGAAAACAAGGCACCGAAGAGAAAGGCCCAUAAAGCAAAGAAGUAUUCCCACAUGCUCAAAGCGAGAGGGGUCAGCAAAAAGGAGAAAAAGGAAAAACCAAAGCCCAAGUUCUUUUGCCAGUUCUAA
This is a messenger RNA of Seminavis robusta, 411 nucleotides long. The record is from the annotation of a GenBank genome assembly. NCBI's taxonomy places the organism in Eukaryota, Bacillariophyta, Bacillariophyceae, Naviculales, Naviculaceae.